AAUUUUCUUUUAAUUUUAAUUUUGAACAUUAAAUUAUUUUUCCAUAAAAAUUUUCAAUAGUGACUAGUAUACAAGAUUUACAGUUUCAAUUAAAAUUAAUAAACAAAAAAAAUCAAGAAUUACGUGAACAACUUAAAAAACACGAUCAAGGAGUAAUGGAAGAAUCUAACCAAAAUUUACUAAGAAGAUCUUCAGUAUCUUCAAGUGCAUCAACAUCCUCCAUUGAAUCACGAACUUCUUUAAAUCAACCAAAACCAGAAGUUACGUCAAUUCAAGCUUCAAGUCAAUUAGAAUCACGUACAUCUACUGUUGCAAAACCGCAGGGCAGUACAGCUAAAAAUAUCUGUAAAGUAUUAAAUUUACAAAAAAGUGAUUAUCAAGGAUAUCGGGGUGAUCUACGAGAUCUGAUCAAAGCCGGAUCAUUAGAAUUAGAUAAAAAAUGGAAAGAUCAGGAUAUGAAAAGAAUUUUAAACCUUAUAAAAUUGUUUAAACAAAAAAAUCCCAAUUUUCCUAAUUGUGCUAACGAUUGGGCUAUAAAAGAAAUGGCACGUGGAAUAAUCAAUAAUAAGCGCGAAUAUUUCCGAGAUAAAAAAAAUCAGGUAGAAGCCGAAAAAAAUAAUAGUGAAAAGCAGAAAGAACAAGAUAAUGAAGUACAAGAAGAACAAGAUAAUGAAGUGCACGAAGAACCAGAUAAUGAAGUGUUGACAAAUACGAAUAUUAUUGAAGAACACUCUCAAUAUAAGGAAAAUCAAGAGCCUUUUGGUGAUAAUUCAAAUCAAGCAUCUAAUAAGAAAAAGGGUAAAAAGAAAUUGAAAAGAGCAAUAGGAUCCAAUUUAAAAGAUGACCAUGCUAACAAAAAACAAAAAAAUGAUCAACGAAGGUCUCGAAGAUUGGCAACAACGUAAAGUAAAAUAAAAAAUUAGAUUUUAAAUUGGAAAAGUAUUGAUUAUAGAUUACGUCAAAAUAAGAUUUGUAAUACACGGAUUAAAUCAAAAAUAAACUUGCAUCAUUAUUUUACAGUAUAUGCAAAAAAAAAAAUUUCGCGUAAAAAAAAUCAGUCUUAACAAAUUUAGAAACCAUUAAA
Rhizophagus irregularis DAOM 181602=DAOM 197198 is the source of this 1084-nucleotide messenger RNA. The record is from RefSeq and is a predicted model, not a curated record. Lineage: Eukaryota; Fungi; Glomeromycota; Glomeromycetes; Glomerales; Glomeraceae.